UUAGAUUGUAGGGUGUAUUUUUGGAGUUCAGAUCUGGCAACCCUGCUCUCAAUCGUGGAAUCCCUCUUUCUCACUCUCUCUCCUUAAAAAAAAGAUUUAAUUUUGCUCACACCAACAAGCCAUGUUUACUACUAACCAGCUACUACUGUAGAGCAAGACACGCCCCCGGGGGAGGGGCAUAAACGUUCUAGAGAGCUUUUAAUUGAACAAACCGAAGGCUAGUACAGGUUGAGUCAUCAAAAAAGAGUUACUCGUUUUGAACAGAAGUGAGGAAUUAUACAAUGAUUAGUUUUAUGUAUUUAUUGUUUUUUUUUUUUUUUAUUGUACUGGUGUGUGUAUAAUAGUAAGGGACAGUGGGAAAAAACGCUCCAGUGAUGAAAGUGUUGGAACUCUUAUUUUGAAUUACGCCGGAAGCGGAAUGGUUUUCAACCAUUUGAGGCUAGUUUCAGUUCGUUAAAGGAAAAAAAAAAAAUAGGUGUAGUGCAGCUUACGAACAGGUUUAGAGGGAAAUGGCGCUUGACGGAGCUUCUAGCAGCGGUGUUGUGGAGAGUAAAGUCGGGUUUGUGCUCGGGAAUGUGGCGGAAGUGGUGGAAAGGAUCCUGACUUUUGUGCCGACUAAAGCCCUGUUCCGGAUCGCGAGAGUUUGUCGGCUGUGGAGGAACUGCGCACGGCGAGUCAUGAGAACGCGACAGAAAGUGACCUGGCUCUCGGCUUCUGGUUCGUCCCGAUACGAAGAACACGUUCUCCUCAGAACCAUGGAGGAAGGACUGGAGGAUGUCUUCCUGCUGCCCCAGACGGUGUUGUUGAUGAUAGACAACGAGAACUUUACUGAACAUCACAGUUCUUUCAGACAUAAAAAAGCCAGGCCGUGUCAGCCGGAGGCCGAUUCGGAUGUUAUGGACAAGCUGAGACGCUUGCUGCCGGGCAACUCCGACAUUUUAUGCAUCAUCACUCCGGGAAUCGUCUUGACCCCCAGCGACCGCGCCUGUCGCGUCCCUCGGGAGUUCAUGGCGGGCGAAGCCGGUUUCAGUCUUCUGUUUCCUGCGAUGGAGGGAGUUCACAUCCGACCGUUCCACUUCUGCAAAAAGAGCCUCAGCGACAGCGCUUUAGAGAAAGCGGGCCUGGCUGCGAAUCCUGACCUGAAGGUGGUGCUGCUGUUCGGCUAUGACGCCUACAAAACCGGAGCUGCGCGCUUCCUGAACCAGCUGCUGGAACCUCUGGGGCGGAGUAACGUCCUCAUCGCCGGCGGUCACGUAGAGAAAGCGUUCCCGCAGAAGAAAGACUGCUGUUCUCUGGGUUCCUUCGGCGUGGUGGGUCUCACUCUGAGUGGUCCCAGGAUUCAGGGCGCCUCGGUGCUCCUGGAUCAGGACGUGAGCACGCCCGCAGCGGCCGAAGUCACCAUCCGUCGCUUGAAAGCCGCCAACAUUCCCGAGUCCAACACCGUCGGCUUCAUGUUCGCCUGCGUGGCGCGCGGACACAACCACUACAACGGCCAGCACAACGUCGAGGCCGACGUUUUCCACAAACUCUUCCCCGGAGUGCCUCUGUUCGGGUUCUUCGGAAACGGCGAGAUCGGCUGCGACCGCAUCGUUAAAGAGAGCUACACGCUGAGUCAGACGGAUGCUAACGGGCUGCAGCACGGCUACACCACCGUCAUGAGUCUGGUGCACUUGGGUUAACGCACACGCACGCUCUCUCUCUCACACACACACACACACACACACACACACGGUCUCUCAGGACUCGACAUCGCUGUUUUUUUUCUCUAGCGUUCACUUUCUUUUCAGAGAGACGGUCCAGACGACAACAUUGUUGUUGUUGUUGUUGUUUUUUAUGUGAAUUUCAUGUAACAUUUAAAACUCAGUCUUAGAACAUUUUACAAUCCGUGCACUUUUAAAUCGUAAAGCUGUUCCAGAAAUCGCACAAAAACAUAAAACUCGCAAAAAAAAACAAAAAAAAAAAGUAAAUGCUUCGCUUUACAUGAAAGUGAAUGUUUUGUAAUGAACGGACAUCUGGUUCUGUUUACUCAAAUGUAAACAGUCUACUGAAGAUCCCUGUCCUGAUGCACAGCUCUACACUAAACACACCCUCUACACUCGUUACACUGUCAUAAACUCAUACUGUCAUCGAUUCUUUUUCUCCGAGCGUCUCCGGAAGCGUUUCCUGCUGCUCGGAUCCCGAGUGAGUCCGUGACGGACUCGGCGUGAACGUUUCCCACCAAACAGAACCGACCGGUUUUCAAACCGGACCUGUUUAUCGACUUAGCAAUCGAAUAAAAGUCCCUGUACAGUAGAGCGUCGUGACUUCGGGGUUCUCGCGUUAAUAAUAAUAAUAAGAAGAAUAAUAUCAGUAUUUAAAAUAAAGAGCCGAGUUCUUUACUUUACGCAUAUUUUCCAUUCUUUAUAAUAAUUUUUCUUUUUCUUUCUUGUUAAGAUCACUAAACAGGGUGUAAUCUAGGGCUGGGCGAUAUGACAAAAAUAUCAUAUCACGAUACUCGAGGACAUUUCAAUACGAUACGCCACGCGCGUCACGAUAUAUCAUUUAGCUAACAAACUGUCCGCAAAACGGUAGUCAAAAUAAACCGGAAACGACGACGACGACGACGGUUUGACGAGGUUUUUCUUUCAUGCGUACGAAGACAAAGACAAAUCUAGUUUUUUUUUUUUUUUAGAAAUUACAUCAACCUUUCAGUACCGUUUAAUUUGUAUUUAUUCAAAGCGUUAAAUAAUAAUAAUAAAAAUACAGCAUCGUACCGACGAUAUUUCUGAAAAAAAAUGUAUCGCGUAAUCUUUUAUCACGAUAUCGGUUAUAUCGACGUAUCGCCCAGCCCUAGCGUCAUCAGGUUUAAAUGGUUGAUUCAUUCCUGAAAUCAUUCCUGAAUUUAUUAAGUGUGAAUAACUUCAUGCAUUAUUCAUCCGACGUUUUGAGUGGAAUUAAGAAUGGUUUCUGAUAAAUUCAUGUAAAUAAAUUUUAAUCAUUAAAAAUGUCAUUCAAAAAUACAAAAA
This is a messenger RNA of Ictalurus furcatus (blue catfish), 3005 nucleotides long. It is a transcript of the gene fbxo22, whose product is annotated as F-box protein 22. The transcript has 7 exons. Gene Ontology annotation, biological process: protein polyubiquitination; positive regulation of proteasomal ubiquitin-dependent protein catabolic process; regulation of skeletal muscle fiber development. The record is from RefSeq and is a predicted model, not a curated record. Gene Ontology annotation, molecular function: protein binding. Lineage: Eukaryota; Metazoa; Chordata; Actinopteri; Siluriformes; Ictaluridae. The coding region runs from base 510 to 1679 and encodes 389 amino acids.